GUGUAACAACAAAUAGCUGACAUUGUGCUGACAGGCUUUAGUCUCGAAGCUUUCGGCUGUACCGGUGAGUUUUUGGAUUUAUCCGAAAAAAUCAGACUGCAGUGUGGCGCCAUUUUCAUCUGUUUUAAAGAGCAUUAGCAAGAAAUCUCGUGCCUGACACAACCACAACCAUAUGAUGGCUAAAUUCAUUUGUUUAGCUGGGUUUUGUUUGGCAUUCUGUCAUUUUGCAUUGGGUUCUGAUCUCGCAUGCUACUUUACAAACUGGUCCCAGUACAGGCCUGACGUUGGCAAGUACUUGCCUUCAAACAUAGACCCACAGUUAUGCACCCAUUUGAUUUACGCAUUUUCAGUAAUUAAUCAGGCAAAUCAGCUGACCACCUAUGAAUGGAACGAUGAAACUCUCUACCAAUCUUUCAACGGAUUGAAGCAAACAAAUCCUGGUUUGAAAACACUUUUGGCUGUGGGAGGCUGGAACUUUGGCAUAACUCAGUUCAGUGCCAUGGUGUCAACCCCACAAAACAGGCAGACGUUUAUUCAGUCCACCAUCAGUUUUUUGAGGCAACAUGGUUUUGAUGGUUUGGAUCUGGACUGGGAAUAUCCUGGUUCCCGUGGAAGUCCACCAGAAGACAAGCAAAGGUUCACAUUGCUCUGCAAGGAGCUCCUGGAAGCUUACGAGGCAGAGAGUCAAACUACUGGAAAGCCCAGACUCAUGCUCUCUGCUGCAGUGGCUGGUGGGAAAGCGUCUAUUGAUGCUGGUUAUGAAAUUGCAGAAAUUUCCAAGUAUUUGGACUUCAUCAGUGUCAUGACUUACGACUUCCACGGCUCAUGGGAGAGUGUCACCGGACACAACAGUCCUUUGUAUCGUGGGUCUAAAGACACAGGGGACAACAUCUACUUUAAUACCGAUUUUGCAAUGACAUACUGGAGAGAUCAGGGCGCUCCCGUGGAGAAGCUGAGGAUGGGGUUUGCAACAUAUGGACGAACGUUUCGUCUGUCGUCCACGGCUAGUGGAGUGGGAGACCCAGCGGGUGGUCCGGCUUCAGCUGGAACGUACACCAGAGAGGCCGGAUUCUGGUCCUAUUUCGAGGUCUGCACUUUCCUUCAAGGUGCCUCUUUGCAACUCAUCGAUGACCAAAAAGUUCCAUAUGCAACCAAAGAACAAGAAUGGGUGGGGUUUGACAACAAGGACAGCUUUGAGACGAAGGUGCGCUACCUCAAGGACAAUAAGUUUGGAGGAGCCGUUGUCUGGGCUCUGGAUCUCGAUGACUUUUCAGGACAGUUCUGCGGGCAGGGCAAUAACCCUCUCAUCGGUCACCUGCAUCAACUUCUUAACAUUGAAUUCUCUCCAAAUGCAACACAUCACGCUGGUGGGACAACGAAAACACCUUAUGCCCUGCCAACAAAUACAAGACCUAAUGAUCAGCCAGUAAAAACAACACUUCCUCAUGGUCAGCCAACAAAUAUGCCUACAACAAGACCUUAUGUUUUGCCAACAGGUACAGCUGGAGGAAGAUAUUGUGUAGGCCAACCAGAUGGUAUUUAUUCUAACCCAGAUGACACGGCAUCCUUUAUUCAGUGUGCCAAUGAAAGAACAUUUGUUCAGAAAUGUCCUGCAAGAACUAUCUUUAAUACUGCCUGUUUGUGCUGUGACUGGCCUCCUGCGCCUUCUAAUGUGGCUGUGAAUGUGGAGUGACAACCCCAUGUAAUCUAAUGUGUAGUACUGUAACACUCCUGUAGGAGAAAUGUGUGCAAUCUUACUGUUGCAGUGUAUCUGGUAACAGUCACACAACGUGUGCUUUUGAUAUUAAAAUACUUUCUUUAAAUUG
This is a messenger RNA of Misgurnus anguillicaudatus (oriental weatherfish), 1826 nucleotides long. RefSeq names its product acidic mammalian chitinase. Gene Ontology annotation, biological process: carbohydrate metabolic process. NCBI's taxonomy places the organism in Eukaryota, Metazoa, Chordata, Actinopteri, Cypriniformes, Cobitidae. Gene Ontology annotation, cellular component: extracellular region. The record is from RefSeq and is a predicted model, not a curated record. Gene Ontology annotation, molecular function: chitin binding; hydrolase activity, hydrolyzing O-glycosyl compounds.